AUGCACCUGAGAGCUUCACCUUGUCCACGGGACACCAUUGUCUGUAACAGCCUGUGCUCGCCCCUGGGGAAGCAGCCCAUCUUGGGAGACUGUUUACUCAGGUCCACAUACGGCAAGAGGCGUUUGAUAAUGCCUCUCAAGGAAGGAAAUCUGCAUCUGAUGCAGCAACCGGAGCCAGAGACAGAGAGAGAGAGAGAGAGAGAGAGAGAGCCAGAGCGAGCGAGGGAGGACAGUAAAGGAGCCCGCACAGCCUUUCAUUCACCCCCGGAUUACCCUAUUAGGACGACCCGUGCACCCUCGUGUGAGAGGGACAAAAGCAGAGCCGCGCUGCCCUCCUCCCUCCCACACCCUCCAGCUCCGCGUGCGCUCGCCUCGGAGAGCCUCGGUCUUCUGGUCUCUCCCCCCGUUUUUGGUUUUGGCGUGGAUAUCUACUGGCCGUGGGGAAGCCAUGGGCUGGCCGGCGGAGUUCAGGGGACGCUUGGUGUCCGGAGAGGGGCACUCCCCCCUCUUUGGAGGCUGGCAGCACUGCUGCUGCUGCUGGGCGUCUGGGAGGUCAAGACACAAACCGAGGAGGAUACCAAACCUGUCUACGUCUGGCAAACAGGCCCGUGGGGCCGGUGCAUGGGCAGCGAGUGUGGUCCAGGGGGCAGGCAGAGUCGGGCGGUGUGGUGCGCCCACUCCGAGGGCUGGACCACCCUGCACACCAACUGUGAUGAGGCGCUGCGCCCGGACAACCAGCAGAGCUGCUUCCACGUGUGCGACUGGCACAAGGAACUGUACGACUGGCAGCUGGGCGCCUGGAACCAGUGCGUCCCCGUGUCCAUGCGCAGCCCGGGCGUCCAGCGGCCGGCCGUGUGCACGCGCGGGGACGAGGGCAUCCAGACCCGCGAGGUGGGCUGCGUCCAGAAAGCGGACGGCGUGCCUGCCGAGGACGCCAUCUGCGAGUAUUUUGAGCCCAAGCCCCGCCUGGAGCAGGCCUGCCUGAUCCCCUGCCCGCGGGACUGCGUGGUGUCCCAGUUCACCCCGUGGAACGCCUGCUCCAAGACCUGCGGCACCGGCCUCCAGAACCGCAUCCGCUUCGUCCUGGCUCCGCCCCUGUUCGGGGGCUCGGCCUGCCCCAACCUGACCGAGUUCCAGACGUGCCAGCCAGGGGCCUGCCAGGGCGAGGAGAGCCUCUACAGCCUCAGGGUGGGUUCCUGGGGGCUGUGCUCGGUGCCGCUGCAGCGCCAGGCCCGCCAGGCGCCGGAGAAAGGCAAGAAGAGGCAGAAGAAGGCCAAAAACAAGGAGCGGGUGAGAGAGAAGGUGAGGGAGAGGAUGAGAGACAGAGGCAGGGUGAAGGACCCGGAGACCAGGGAGCUGAUCAAGAAGAAGAGGAUCCGGAAUCGUCAGAACCGUCAGGGGGGGAAGUUCUGGGACCUGCAGGUGGGCUACCAGACCAGGGAGGUCACCUGUGUGCACAAGAGUGGAGACACUGAAGCCCUGAGCCUGUGCUCGCAAGACACGCUGCCGGUCACCUACCAGGCCUGCGUCAUGACCAAGGACUGCGAGGUCGGCGAGUGGGCCGACUGGUCCGCCUGCUCCAAGGACUGCUACGACCUGAACGGGCCCAAGGGCGAGCGUGCGCGCAACCGACGUGUGCGCCAGUUCCCCGUGGGAGGAGGGGCGGAGUGCCCGGACGUGGAGGAGAAGGAGCCCUGCACCCCCCAGGGGGACGGGGUCCCGCCGUGCGUUGUGUACAACUGGAAGACCACGGAAUGGAGCGAGUGCCGGGUGGACAUGUUGCUAAGCCAACAGGACCGUCGCCGUGGCAACCAGACGGGGCUCUGCGGGGGCGGGGUCCAGAACCGCGAGGUGUACUGCGUCCAGGCCCCUUCCGACAUGCCGUCCAACCUCAGCGCCCUCAAGAGCAAAGAAGCAUCCAGGCCCGUAGAUAGUGACUUGUGUCUGGGCGUGGCCCCCAGCACCACCCAGCUGUGCCACAUCGCCUGUCCUGUGGAGUGUGACGUGUCCUCCUGGAGCGCCUGGGGCCCCUGCACCUUCGAGAACUGCCAGGACCAAGCAGCCAAGAAAGGUUUCAAACUGAGGAAGAGGAGGAUCGCCAACGAUCCCACGGCCGGCACGGGGAAUUGCCCGCACCUGGUGGAGGCCAUACCAUGUGACGACCCCAGCUGCUACGAUUGGCUGCUGGUGAGACUGGAGGAGUGCGUCCCGGACAACGAGAAAGAGUGCGGGCCGGGGACACAGGUCCCACAAGUGCAGUGCAUCAACAGUGACGGGGAGUACGUGGACAGACAGCUGUGUCGCGAUGCCAUCCUGCCCAUGCCCGUGGUGUGUGAGGUGCCUUGCCCCAAGGACUGUGUGCUGAGCCCCUGGACAUCCUGGACCCAGUGCUCCCACACCUGCUCAGGCAAGAACACGGAGGGCAAGCAGACCAGGGCUCGCUCCAUCCUGGCCUACAACGCAGGCCAAGGUGGAGUCCAGUGCCCGAACAUCAGCGCCCUGCUGGAGGCCCGGAGUUGUAACGAGCACCCGUGCACGGUGUACCACUGGCAGACAGGGCCCUGGGGCCAGUGCAUCGAGGACACCUCCAUCCCCGCCCCCAACUCCUCUCUGGGGCGGGCCCGGGGCGACGACGCCACCUGCUCCGUGGGCAUGCAGACGCGCAAGGUCAUCUGUGUCCGUGUCAACGUGGGGCAGGUGCCGCCCAAAAAGUGCCCAGAGAGUCUCCGUCCAGACACCGUGCGCCCCUGUCUCCUGCCCUGCAAGAGAGACUGCAUAGUCACCCCCUACAGCGAGUGGAGCCCCUGUCCAGCUGCAUGCCAAGCAGGUGGCAACACCAAAAGGAAACAAACGAGGAAGCGUCUGAUCAUCCAGCUACCAGCCAACGGGGGCCAAGACUGUCCGGAGGUCCUGACCCAGGAGAGGGACUGCGAUGCUCCCUCCCUCUGUCAGGGCUUCAGGUGGAAGACCCACAAGUGGCGGCGGUGUCAGCUGGUCCCGUGGUCGGUUCGCCAGGACAGUCCUGGGGCUCAGGAGACCUGCGGGCCAGGCCUCCAGGCCCGAGCGGUCUCGUGUCGGAAGCAGGACGGCGGCCAGGCGGAUGUUGGCUCCUGCCUCAAGUUCGCCAGCUCCAUGCCCCCGCUAACUCAACCCUGUCAGCUCCCUUGUCAGGACGACUGCCAGAUGACCAGCUGGUCCAAGUUCUCUUCCUGCACGGCGGACUGUGUGGGAGUCAGGACCAGGAAGAGGGUGCUUGUGGGAAAGAGUAAGAAGCGUGACCAGUGUAAGAACAACCAGGUUUACCCUCUGAGCGAGACCCAGUACUGCCCCUGCAACAAGUACAACGCCCAGCCGGUGGGCAACUGGUCGGACUGCAUACUCCCAGAAGGAGGUCGUGUGGAGGGCCAGCUGGGCAUGAAGGUGCAGGGGGACAUCAAGGAGUGUGGCCAGGGCUACCGCUACCAGGCCAUGGUGUGUUACGACCAGGAAAACCGGCUGGUGGAGACGUCGCGCUGCAACAGCCAUGGUUACAUAGAAGAGGCCUGCAUCAUCCCCUGCCCGUCCGACUGCAAGCUCAGUGAAUGGUCCAACUGGUCGCGCUGUAGCAAGUCGUGUGGCAGUGGGGUCAAAGUGCGCUCCAAGUGGUUGAGAGAAAAGCCCUACAACGGUGGACGACCAUGCCCCAAGCUGGACCAUGUUAACCAGGCACAGGUUUACGAGGUGGUGCCGUGCCUCAGUGACUGCGGCCAGUACGUGUGGGUGGCCGAGCCCUGGAGCGUGUGGAAGGUCAGCAAUGUUGACCUGAAGGAGAACUGUGGAGAAGGAGUCCAGACCCGCAAAGUCAGGUGCAUGCAGAACACUAUUGACGGGCCGUCGGACCAGGUGGAUGACUACCUGUGCGACCCGGAGGAGAUGCCCCUGGGGGCCAGGGACAGCCGUCUACCCUGCCCCGAGGACUGUGUGCUGUCUGAUUGGGGCGACUGGAGCCCGUGUCCGCUGCCAUGCAACAGCAGCAGAGAGAGGCUGGCCUCCCCCAUCCGUCUUCCUGGGGAGGGAAAGCAGUGUCCCCCCACCACGGAGACGGCCCCCUGCAAACUCAACAGCAACUGCUUCUACUACUCCUAUAAUAUCACCGACUGGAGCACAUGCCAGCUGAGUGAGAGGGCUGUGUGCGGCAGCGGCAUCAAGACACGCAUGCUGGACUGCGUGCGCAGCGAUGGCAAGUCUGUGGACCUCACGUUGUGCGAGAAGCUCGGCCUUGAGAGGAAGUGGCAAAUGAAUGUUUCUUGUGUGGUGGAGUGCCCUGUCAACUGCCAGCUGUCUGAUUGGUCCCCCUGGUCCGAGUGCACCCACACAUGUGGACUGGCUGGGAAGUUGUGGCGGAAGCGAACAGUGCUCCAGGCCCCCCAGGGAGAUGGGCGUCCCUGCCCGCCCCAGAUGGAGCAGUGGAAGCCCUGCCCUGUCAGGCCCUGCUACCGGUGGCACUACAGUUCCUGGUCCCAGUGCACGUCUGAGGGGGCGAGGUGCGGGGAAGGCCUGCGGUUCAGGAACGUGUCGUGCUUCGUGUCGGACGGCGAGGGCCGCGGGGAGGGCAGCCUGGUGGACGACGAGCUGUGCGGAGACCUGGAGCCCUCGGUGGAUGGGGACAAACAGAUCACCCUGGAGGAGGCCUGUACCGUACCCUGUCCAGGAGAGUGCUAUCUGACCGACUGGACCGAGUGGAGCCCAUGCCAGCUGAGCUGUGUGGGUGGAGAUGACCUGGGCUUUGGGUCGGUGCAGGUGCGCUCCAGGGCCGUGCUGGCCCAGGAGCCCGAGAACCUGAUGCAGUGUCCAGAACCGGAGUGGGAGGCCCGACCCUGCACAGAGGGCCAGUGUUACGAUUACAAGUGGAUGACUGGAGCCUGGAGAGCUUCGUCACGCCAGGUCUGGUGCCAGCGCUCCGACGGAUUAAAUGUCACAGGUACGUGGGCCCUCCCUGAUAGAUCCCCCCUGACGCCGUAUCGUCCCACCGCAGGCCCGUCAUAA
This is a messenger RNA of Osmerus eperlanus (European smelt), 5025 nucleotides long. It is a transcript of the gene thsd7aa, whose product is annotated as thrombospondin, type I, domain containing 7Aa. The coding region runs from base 1 to 5025 and encodes 1674 amino acids. The transcript is spliced from 25 exons. Lineage: Eukaryota; Metazoa; Chordata; Actinopteri; Osmeriformes; Osmeridae. Gene Ontology annotation, cellular component: extracellular matrix. The record is from RefSeq and is a predicted model, not a curated record. Gene Ontology annotation, biological process: cell adhesion.